AUGCGAUCUGGCUCGGGGGCCCGACUGCUGGAAAAGAUGACUCAGAAUGGUCAGUCAAUGCAGAUUUCUUCAACACUGUGGGUAUCAGAAAUCGAGGCUGUAGGCGGAGGGACUCAAUGGCUGCUAGAACCAUUUCAAGUCGGCGAGGCACCAACCUUCAUUGAGCAUGCUAAGGCAGGCUUGGACGAGCUGGCUAGCAAUGAGCGAGCUAUUCUUGUCUUUUCUGGAGGUCCAACGAAGCCGAAAGAGACUGACCGUUCAGAAGCUGAAAGCUACUUUAGUCUCGUACAUGCCAAUGCCUUCUUCGGCCAUCCUGCCACAGUCGCUAGCAGAAUCUUCACCGAAUGCUACGCAACGGACUCGUUCCAGAAUAUCCUCUUCCCAUUGCUCUUCUUCCCAGCCUUCGUAAGUUCAGGUAUGGAGUCAUGUUCACCUAAACCUCCGCCUCAGCAAUGUCAAGCUUUCCCUUCCCACCUCACCAUAAUCUCUCAUGCUUUCAAGCGACACCGCUUCACUGCUCUGCACCUCCCAGCACUGCGAUAUCCAACCGCACCAGAGCGCUUGAGGUACAUCGGCAUCGACCCACCGAUGGACGAGACAAAGCGUGCUGAGGUAGAGGUAGGAGAGCUCUCCCGAGGUGUUAGGGCUUGGGAGCAGGAUCCAUACGGUGUUGGAAAGAUUCUGGGAGAAAAGCGGCGGGUUCGAGGCUGGACGAUGGAGCAAGAGGUCAAAGUAUGGACGCAAGUGCGUAGCAAUACAGAAGUAAGCAAAAUCAAGAAUGUGAUGAGCUUUCCCGAGUGGUUACGUGCCAGUCUAGAGGAGGGAGUUUCCGAUCCCAGUAUCCUGCCUUGGUCCUGA
Endocarpon pusillum Z07020 is the source of this 858-nucleotide messenger RNA. RefSeq lists its product as uncharacterized. The coding region runs from base 1 to 858 and encodes 285 amino acids. Gene Ontology annotation, cellular component: cytoplasm. NCBI's taxonomy places the organism in Eukaryota, Fungi, Ascomycota, Eurotiomycetes, Verrucariales, Verrucariaceae. The transcript has 4 exons. The record is from RefSeq and is a predicted model, not a curated record.